This is a messenger RNA of Caretta caretta (loggerhead turtle), 1085 nucleotides long. RefSeq names its product heat shock protein 30C-like. NCBI's taxonomy places the organism in Eukaryota, Metazoa, Chordata, Testudines, Cheloniidae. The record is from RefSeq and is a predicted model, not a curated record. Gene Ontology annotation, biological process: response to heat; protein refolding. Gene Ontology annotation, cellular component: cytoplasm; nucleus.
GGCGCUCCGGCGGCAGCGUCCCGGCCCCGGGCAGGAUGCUCCCGCUCCCAGUGUGGCUGUGGCGGAGCUGUAGCCCCGUGUCCAGCCUCGUGGGGCCGGGUCCCCCCAGCCUCUUGGGCCGGCUGGUGGGGGACAUGCCGACGCCCCUGGCGGAGAUGGAGCGAAUGAGACGCUCCCUCCUGCUGGCUUCUCCCCUUCUCCGCGGGGGAGGCCAGGGGAGGGCGACGCCAAGGCAGAGCGGCCGCUCGCUGGCCGAGGGUGCUGGGAAGGAGCCCGGGUCCCAGGCGCCGGGGAAGGAGAAGUACCAGCUCUCCAUGGACGUGAGCGGCUUCUCCCCAGCUGAGCUGACGGUGAGACUGGCCGGGAGGAAGCUGACGGUGACGGGGAAGCGGGAGAGGAAAAGGGAGUCGGAGGCUGGAGUCUGCUCCCACGAGUACAGAGAGAUCCGCCGAGAAACGCUCCUGCCGGAAGCCGUGAACGUGCAGGCCCUGCUCUGCUCCCUGUCCCAGGACGGGCAGCUCUGCAUCGAGGCGCCGCCUCUGGCCCUGCCAGCUGCCGAAGGGAGAGCCGUUCCCAUCAGCGUCUGCCAGGGCGUGAAGGCAGGAGAAGGGAACCUGGCCACGGAGGGAAAGGAGCCGGGGAGCAGCGAGGUGGAGACAGGAGGAGGGACUGAGGGGUCCAGCCCCAGAGAUUCCUGAAACCAACAACAAAGUCUCAUAGUUAUGGGACUUCCCGGCCAGGCCUUUCACCGUUUAUUCCAGCAAUGUUGGAACCCUUUGUAUAGUGGUGGCAUUAAGAGCCAUUGAAUCAAACCAUAACCCCCUGUACAUGCUGGAAACCCCUUCACGCCAGGGGGUGGAGCUGUCCCCCUAGGUCCAGCACGUCUGAUUUACUCCAUGUGAUUCACUCUGUGAGACAUGACUGUGAAACCCUCCCUGGUUGCUCAUCAUUGGUGUCUGACAUUCAUAACAUUACAGUCGUUACUGUGAAAAAUAUUAAUUUCAGAACUGUAAAUAGCAGCUGGGUUGCUGUGUGCUGUUUGUCUGUGUAACUGCUGCAAAUAAACCCAUCUCUUCGGCCUCUUC